Molecule: messenger RNA, 4814 nt
Organism: Bactrocera oleae (olive fruit fly)
Lineage: Eukaryota; Metazoa; Arthropoda; Insecta; Diptera; Tephritidae
Gene: ATP7
Product: copper-transporting ATPase 1
Biological process (GO): intracellular copper ion homeostasis; copper ion export; copper ion import
Cellular component (GO): trans-Golgi network; plasma membrane
Molecular function (GO): copper ion binding; P-type divalent copper transporter activity; ATP hydrolysis activity
Source: RefSeq, a predicted model, not a curated record
GGAAACCAUUUACCAGCAUAGUGACAUAUGUGAUAAUGAUGUAUGACACAUUCGUAAUUUUUUUGCACACAACCCUCCUUAAUGUUUAAGAAAUUCCAUUGCACGCACCAAUAUAAUUAAGCUGAUUAUAUUUUAAACAUAAUUAUGUGGCAUCACUAUUAGAGCUUUUAAAUUUGCUUUGUCAAAUGUAAUUUAUAAGCAGGUUGUCACAAGUCUCCCAUUUUCAGUGAACGUAUAAACUCAGCGGAAAAAAUAAAAACAAUGAAAUUUGAAAGUAUAUCACUUUUAUAGAUAUUCGCUAAGAAGUGCUUAGAAUAGUUAAACAUUUCGUUAGUAAAUUUUUUAGUAUCAAGCGCGAAACCUCGUUUUUAUUAAGGAUUAAAAAAGUCUUCAGAAACAAAAGUUAUGAAUGAAUUGGAAGCGGGUGGACCAGACACAAAUGCUUUGGCCUCAAAUAUCGAACCAGUUUCUUUUAGUGGUUUGGCAAAUAACAUUGGACAGAGCAAUACACUCAACAAUCCGACAAUCGUAAAAUUUCCUGAAAUUAAAAGAACAAUGGUUAAUCAACAUAUCCGCUUGCCAAUUGAGGGUAUGACUUGCCAGAGUUGCGUAAGGAAUAUCGAAAGCACAAUAUCAGAAAAGCCUGGAAUAAUUAAUGUUCGGGUUGUUCUUGAAGAUAAAUGUGGUUAUUUUGAAUAUAACUCAGAGCAAACAGAUCCCUGCAAAAUCGCUUUUGAAAUAGAGGAAAUGGGAUUCGAUUGUCCGUAUACGCAAACGGUAUCACAUCAUGCCUUUGAAAAUACUAUGGAAGGAGACAACAGUGUUGGCUCUGACACUCAAAUACGUAUUAUUGGUAUGACUUGCAAUUCGUGUGUUCGGAAUAUUGAAGGAAAUAUCGGAACAAAGCCUGGUAUAUUUCAAAUAAACGUUAGUUUAGAUGAUAAAUGCGCUACGGUAAAAUACGAUGCGAAAAAAUUUACGCCCACAGACAUUGCUGAUAUGAUCGACGACAUGGGUUUUGAAGCGAGCAUAUGGGAUAAAGAUAACGUUGGUGACGGAAUUAGUUCAACCAAUGUUUCAUCUGAACAGAAUUCAAAAUCCCCUAAAAAGCAACAGGUGUCAAAUGUGACUCCUGCGAACAUUGCCUCAAAAGCUCAUACAGAAGUGUCCUUGGAUGGGGCGCUAUCCAAAUGUUUUCUACAUAUACGUGGUAUGACAUGCGCCAGUUGUGUGGCAACUAUUGAAAAACACUGUAAAAAGAUAUACGGGCUGGAUAGUAUACUUGUUGCACUACUCGCUGCUAAAGCAGAAGUAAAAUAUAAUGCAAACGUUGUGACAGCGGAAAAUAUAGCGAAAUCUAUUACAGAACUAGGAUUUCCUUCAGAAAUCAUCGAUGAACCGGGCAGUGGCGAGUCAGAGGUUGAAAUUGAAAUAACGGGCAUGACCUGCGCGUCUUGUGUGAACAAAAUCGAAACGCACGUAUUAAAAGUGAAAGGCGUUACUGCAGCGUCUGUUACAUUAUUGACACGAAAAGGCAAAUUCCGCUAUAAUACUGAAAAGACGGGACCUCGCAGCAUUUGCGAAGCAAUUGAGCAACUGGGUUUUCAGGCACGUCUGCACAAUGGCAAAGACAAGAUGACCCACGAUUAUUUGCAGCAUAAAGAAGAGAUUGCAAAAUGGCGUAACGCUUUCUUGGUGUCUCUUAUCUUUGGCGGUCCAUGCAUGGUUGCUAUGAUCUAUUUCAUGGUUGAAAUGAAUGACAGAGGUCACGCAGCUAUGUGUUGUCUAGUCCCCGGGUUGUCAAUGGAAAACCUGGUAAUGUUUCUGCUCUCGACACCGGUGCAGUUUUUUGGUGGAUGGCAUUUUUACGUACAGUCUAUUCGCGCAAUACGUCACGGUACCACUAACAUGGACGUACUAAUUUCUAUGGUCACCACAAUAUCCUAUAUUUACUCUGUGGCUGUGGUGGUAGCCGCUGUGUUGAUGGAGCAAAAGUCCUCGCCAUUAACAUUCUUUGAUACGCCGCCCAUGUUGUUGAUUUUCAUAUCUCUAGGUCGCUGGUUGGAGCAUAUUGCAAAGGGAAAAACUUCAGAAGCAUUAUCAAAACUUUUAUCGCUGAAGGCGGCUGAGGCAUUGCUGGUCGAUAUGUCUCCCGACUUUGACAUAAAAUCUGAAAAAGUUAUAUCGGUGGACUACGUGCAACGUGGUGAUGUUCUCAAGGUAAUACCGGGUGCCAAGGUGCCUGUGGACGGCAAAGUACUUUACGGCCAUUCAACAUGUGAUGAAAGUCUCAUUACCGGCGAGUCAAUGCCGGUUGCAAAACGUAAGGGUGCAGUAGUAAUUGGCGGUUCGAUUAAUCAGAAUGGCGUCUUGCUUAUAUCUGCUACACAUACUGGAGAAAAUACUACCUUAUCUCAAAUUGUGCGCCUGGUAGAAGAGGCGCAAACGUCCAAAGCACCCAUACAACAGUUAGCAGAUCGUAUUGCAGGUUAUUUUGUUCCAUUCGUUGUGGCAGUAUCGAGCAUUACAUUGAUUGGUUGGUUAAUCGCUGGGUUCACUAAUCCAGACCUUGUGCCCAUAGCUAUGGAACACAGGAUGCAUAUGGAUUCAAAUGCAAUUGUCAUUAGUCAUGCAUUCAAGUGUGCUCUUAGUGUAUUGGCAAUUACAUGCCCCUGUGCAUUGGGUCUGGCCACUCCGACUGCCGUCAUGGUAGCUACUGGUACGGGUGCGAUCAAUGGUGUACUUGUUAAAGGUGCCACAGCAUUAGAAAAUGCCUAUAAGGUUAAAACCGUGGUGUUCGACAAAACGGGUACCAUAACGCACGGAAUGCCUAUGACAUCCAAAAUAAUUAUGUUCGUUAAACCCGCUGUCUGUAGUUUGGCACGUGCGCUAACUAUUAUCGGUGCUGCAGAGUCGAACAGUGAGCAUCCAAUAGCAUCUGCUAUAGUACGCUUCUCCAAAGAAUUAUUGGGCUUACAAAUAUUUGGCAAAACACAAAACUUUCUCGCAGUACCGGGUUGUGGCAUAAAGGUUACUGUACUGCAGUACGAACCAGCCUUGCGACAAGCUACCAAUGCUGAGAAAAUAAUUAACUAUGAGAAUAACUACCGAUCACAUCCUGGCACAGUGCAUACGGAAAACGGUGCAAGCAUUGAGGAACUCAUACCGCAGCUGCUUACUAGUAAAUCCAUGGAGCUGCAACAGCAACAACAAUUACUCCAAUUAGACGAAACACUAUAUGGAACCGCAGCAAACGCAGAAACUAUCUCAAAUGUAUUGGGUAGUGAGAUAAAUGUGUUGAUUGGCAACCGUGAAUGGAUGCAUCGCAACGCCAUAGUCGUGCCACAAGAAAUCGACAACUGCAUGAGUGAAGAGGAGUCAAAGGGACAUACAGCUGUGCUUUGCGCACUGAAUGGUCAGUUAAUAUGCAUGUAUGGUGUGUCGGACAUGGUCAAACCUGAGGCGCAUCUGGCCGUCUACACACUAAAGAAAAUGGGCAUCAACGUAAUUUUGCUAACUGGUGAUAAUGAAAAUACUGCUGCAAGUAUAGCUAGACAGGUUGGAAUUAAGCGCAUCUUUGCCGAGGUUUUACCAUCACACAAGGUGGCUAAAAUACAACUAAUACAGGAAAGCGGCGCCCGCGUUGCGAUGGUUGGCGACGGCGUCAACGAUAGUCCUGCUCUUGCACAAGCUGAUGUAGGUAUUGCGAUUGCGGCUGGUACCGAUGUAGCGGCUGAGGCGGCCGAUGUGGUACUUAUGCGUAACGAUCUGCUCGACGUAGUGGCUUGCCUCGAUCUGUCGCGCCGCACCGUGCGCCGUAUACGGUACAAUUUCCUGUUUGCCAGUAUGUACAACCUACUCGGUAUACCGCUAGCUUCAGGCAUAUUUGCACCUCUCGGUUUCACAUUGCAGCCGUGGAUGGCGUCAGUAGCUAUGGCCGCCAGUUCGGUUUCCGUAGUCUGCUCGUCAUUAAUGCUUAAAUGUUACCGCAAACCAUCGGCCGCCUCGUUGCGCACAACCGAAUAUAUGAAAUAUUUGGAGCAAGAACGCGAGGGUGCACGUGAACCCGACCAAUUGUCCUUACAUCGCGGUUUAGAAGAUCUACCGCGCGCCAAAUUAAAUCGCUCAAAUAGUUCUUUGUUGUCGCGAAUUUUCCUGCAAGGGGGCGCACAUAGUCGCUAUGAACACAAUGAAAGUAGUCUCUUGGAGACAGACGGUGGUGAAUUCACACCUAAAAUUAUAAAGACGAAGAGCAUUAAGAACGUGACGGAAAUGCAGAAAUUGUAGUGUGAUUAAAGGCAAGUGCUUAGUGUUUGUCCGCAGGCAGUGAAAUGUAGAAAUUGUUUUUGUUAUUUUAUAUGUUAUAUUUAUAUAUAUCUGAGACAUAUAUAAAUUGUAAGAAUAAGUAGCAUAGCGCAGAAAAUUUUCCAUAUAUUUAGGUUCUUCAUUUUUAAAAACCACCUCUUUUGUAACGUUUUUGUACUUUGCCUAAUUACGUGCAUUUACUUUGAACAUAUAUAUGUACAUAUAUCACGAAUAUGCAACUGCGCUUAGUCAACGGAUAGUGUGCGACGAACAAAUAUUGAUUAAGCUAAUCUAUACACGAAAUUGUUUUCCAUUUUUUUUUGCCUUCCUACAAAUAACCAACCAAUGAAAAAUAAAAUCCUUAAAGGUACGACAAACUAACAAGUGUGCAAAUAAAAUCGUUAAACAUAUUAAACCUAUUUUUAUAUACAUAUAUACAAUAUAGUCAAAUACAUACAUAUACUUCAAAACGAUUAAGAAUAAAGACCCUGUAUCAGUGAAAAUCCAAA